AUGUGCCAAAACACGGGAUGUGCUGCACAGCUCUUUUUCUUUCUGUUCUUCUUCUCAGCAGAGUAUUUCCUCCUCACCAUCAUGUGCUACGACCGCUACGUUGCCAUCUGCAAACCCCUGCACUACGGGACCCUCCUGGGCAGCAGAGCUUGUGCCCACAUGGCAGCAGCUGCCUGGGCCACUGGCUUUCUCAAUGCUCUGCUGCACACAGCCAAUACAUUUUCCCUGCCCCUGUGCCAGGGCAAUGCCCUGGGCCAGUUCUUCUGUGAAUUCCCCUAUGUCCUCAAACUCUCCUGCUCACACUCAGGAUACCUCAGGGAAAUUGGGCUCAUUGGAGUUACUGCCAGUUUAUCACUUGGUUGUUUUGUUUUCACUGUUUUCUCCUAUGUGCAGAUCUUCAGGGCUGUGCUGAGAAUCCCCUCUGAGCAGGGAAGGCACAAAGCCUUUUCCACGUGCCUCCCUCACCUGGCCAUGGUCUCCCUGUUCCUCAGCACUGGCACGUUUGCCAACCUGAAGCCCCCCUCCAUCUCCUUCCCAUCCCUUGAUCUGGUGGUGUCAGUUCUUUAUUCAGUGGUGCCUCCAGCACUGAACCCCUUCAUCUACAGCUUGAGGAACCAAGAGCUCAAGGAUGCCCUGAGGAAAAUGAUGACUGGAUGCUUUUCAGGAGCAAUAAUGUGCCUGUUUUCUGGUGUGUAG
This is a messenger RNA of Pseudopipra pipra, 696 nucleotides long. Its product is annotated as olfactory receptor 14J1-like. The transcript has 2 exons. Lineage: Eukaryota; Metazoa; Chordata; Aves; Passeriformes; Pipridae. Gene Ontology annotation, cellular component: membrane. Gene Ontology annotation, molecular function: olfactory receptor activity; odorant binding; G protein-coupled receptor activity. The record is from RefSeq and is a predicted model, not a curated record. The coding region runs from base 1 to 696 and encodes 231 amino acids. Gene Ontology annotation, biological process: G protein-coupled receptor signaling pathway.